AUUGGCAGUGUGUGAGUGAUGUCUGAUAAAGUGCUGCGGAGGGUUGCUGUAUGGAUGCAUGAAUGUGUGAUGGAAAAAGGGAUUUGAGUGGUCAUCAAGACUAUAAAGAGUUCUAUAAAUACAGACCAUUUCCCAUUUCCUAGGGACUUAGACUCUAAUACAACCACUACUACCCUACACCCUAACCUCUACCUUAACCUUAAUCUAACCCUAAACUUGACACUGCUUCUUUUUCCCUAUUGGACAAUAUGGGCUGGUCUUUAAUCUGGAAGUGUUUGCGUAACAGACAGACACGCCUACACAGGUUUGGUCAGUAGCAUAGACUGUGGUCAGUAGUCACAAGAUAUCCAAUCUAUGGUGCCUGCUGACUGCCUGACUACUGUGUACCUAUGAGGUGGAGUGAUCUGCAUUAGCACUAAAGCGGCUGUGGACUGUCGUCAUGGCCGCGGUGGAGCAGUGUGACUUGUCUCUCAUGAGUCUGGAGGAUGAGCUGACCUGCAGCAUCUGUCUCAGCCCCUUUGACUGUCCGGUGACCAUCCCCUGCGGACACAACUUCUGCCAGAGCUGCCUGCUCUCCACCUGGACGGAGAUCUACAGGUGUCCCCAGUGUCGGACCCUCUUCCCCACCAAACCCGAGCUGAAGAAAAACACGGUCCUCAGCACCGUGGUGGAGACCUUAAACCUGAGGUUGGUCCGGAGCGAGGUGGGCCUGCCAGCAGAGGAGAAAGAGACCGAGAAGGAGACCGAGAAAGAGGCCAAUGAAGAUGCAGUCAUACGUUGUGACACUUGUAUGGAUGCAGAGGCGGCCCACACCUGCCUCACCUGCAUGGCCUCUUUCUGCGAGGAGCACCUGCGUCCUCACCGGGAGAACCCGGUGUUCCGUCCCCACCAGCUGAUUGAGCCAGUCGGGGACCUGUCGGAGCGCUUCUGCCCGGACCACCACAAGCUGAUGGAGCUCUUCUGCAGCCAGCACGUCCGCCCCAUCUGCAGCCUCUGUCUCCAGAAAGACCACAAAGGCUGCUCCUUCACUUCUCCUGAGGAGCAGAGGCAGCUCAAAGAGUCUGAACUCAUGGACAAGUUGGGUUUGCUGGACGGGAAGAUCAAGACAACUGAGACAGUUUUGUCUCAGACGAACAAAAUGCACAGCAAGCUGAAGAAUGCUGCAGCCAAAAAAAGGAAGGCAUUGACAGCUGUGUAUCAGCAGAUGCGGGAAAUGUUGGAACAAGAGGAAUGCAAGGCCCAAAAUGAGGUGGAGCGCGAGCUGGAGAUUGGUCAGGCAAAACUAGAGGAUUUCAUGAAGAAGUUAACUGACAACGCUGCACAGAUGAAAAAAGCCAAAGAAGAUUUCAGCUGUCAGCUGAGUCGCUCCCAAACCCUGAAAUUUCUGCAGGCUUCAUUUGACUUGCCAAAGGUUGUAAAGUUUGAGCCUCAUGAGCCUCGAGUCAGCCUGGACUCCAGGAAGGUGACUUUAACUCAGACCUUCGCUGGAGCAUUGAAGUUUCAUCUGACAGAGAUCCUCAAACAGCCUGUUGAGGCCAGACUACCAAUCAUUAAACCAGUUCGACCAGAGCCUCCCAGGCCCCACACCCCCAUAUUCCCGUCAUAUCCUGUACCUCGCUAUAACUACAUGGGCUCACCCUCAGGCUGGAGUUCACCCCAGUAUGGACAUGGCAUGUCAACAGGCUAUAACUGGGCUCCGCAAAAUCAACAUCAAAAGACAAACCGAACCAGAAAACCUCGAAACACGACAGGAAAAAGGAUGCAAGCCCAUUCCAUGGAAAACCUGUUGGAGUUGGAUUUUUCGGCUGCACCUCAACCCAGUGAGAAACCAGAUGAAGACAAAAACCAACCCGGAUCUGCAGAUGGAAACAAGCCAGACCUGAUCUGAUUUCACCGAGAAGGAUGAUCCCGACAGCAAUCCCCCUUCUGAGAAAUCAACUACACGCCAUGGACAGUCUAACUAGAUGCAGCAGCAGAUGUAUUUGCUUCUGCAGUCGUAGUACUCACAUCUCACGUUCCCUCGCUGUAGCAUAGAAAUGUGGAAAUUACUCACUGAUUCAGACAACAGGGAUUGAUACUGAUGUAAUGCUUAAACCAGGGGUUGUCAACCUUUUUCACUUUAAGGCCCACCUUUUCAUACAUGUAGUUAUCCAGGGCCCAUUAACACAUAUAUACCUUAUUAUUUUUGGCUAAUUGAUUCUAGUCUUUGUUAUAUCUUAAUUGUAGUAAAUAUGUACAUCAAAGCCACUCCCUGUUUUACAGAAAAAAAGCCAUCAAACACAGUUCUUUAAAAAUGAAAUGGGUGUGACAGAAGCCAAAAAAACAAUAUCUCUGCCCAGAGGGAUUUAUUGUACAAAAGUGUAUGUAAACCUGCAACACACAACAUCCUAUAUUCAUAUGAACUGACAGUAUCUGAUGAAGUACAACCCAACAGUAUGAUUCAUUAGCCACAGCAAACAAGGACCAAGCAGCUGGUUUUCAAUGCACAGUUUGGAGUUUGAAAUCAAAGAGAUCAUAGACCUUUUCUGUGUUUGGAGUCCAUUUCCUUUGGAAGAAGCCGACUGGCUUCCCGGCAGGGUGAGUUGGGUGUCUGGUCUCAAGAUGCCGCUUUAGCUUGGAAGGCUUCAGCGCCUCGUGUGAAAUCACAUCCGGGCUGUACCUGGGAGGUUUUCUGGUGUUAGUAGCGUUGGGUUAAGUCGAACUUUUCCAUCACUCCAAACACUAUUAAGUAGCGAUUAGCUGUUAGCAUUAGCUCACCUGUGCACUGGGCGUCUCAAGCUGAUGACGUAUGCGACCGUCGCGGCCCACGAGUAUCAAAUAAAAAA
Paralichthys olivaceus (Japanese flounder) is the source of this 2825-nucleotide messenger RNA. Its product is annotated as E3 ubiquitin/ISG15 ligase TRIM25-like. The record is from RefSeq and is a predicted model, not a curated record. Gene Ontology annotation, molecular function: zinc ion binding. NCBI's taxonomy places the organism in Eukaryota, Metazoa, Chordata, Actinopteri, Pleuronectiformes, Paralichthyidae.